Molecule: messenger RNA, 1565 nt
Organism: Coccomyxa subellipsoidea C-169
Lineage: Eukaryota; Viridiplantae; Chlorophyta; Trebouxiophyceae; Coccomyxaceae
Exons: 8
Coding region: 135-1565 (476 amino acids)
Cellular component (GO): U5 snRNP
Source: RefSeq, a predicted model, not a curated record
AGCUGAAUCAUAAGAAUAUUUGAGAAGGAACUAUGCCAAACUUGCCAAUCAAUGUCAUAUGUGUGUUUUAAUCCAGCCAUCAAGAUGCUUUGAUGUGAUCCACACCCCCUUGUAAUAGCCUCCACACAGUCACGAUGAGCGGCAAACGUAAAAUGGAAAAUAUGGGGGCAUCAAUGGGCACGGACGAGCUUGUGCGGGAGGCUAUGCGGGAAGUUGAGGAGAAAAAGAAAGCCAAGAAGCAAGCACAGUCAGGUGCCCCCGUCAGGGAUCCGUCCAAGAAAGGCAAAACGCUUGAGGAGCUGGAACAGGAGGAGGGAGGGACCAUUAAGGAGUCCCAAGUGCCCAUGGCACAGGUGAAGCGCGCUCAGAAGCGGCAGGGCAAGGCCCAGACCGAAGAGACGGAGCUUGUGGGUGUUGGCGACCUGGAAGAAGUGGAGGAGGCCCUGGAGGUGGAGGAGGAUGAUGGAGUCACGCUGGAGCCAUUCAAUCUGGCCCAGGAGCGCAGGGAGGGGUACUUUGAUGAGGGUGGUCACUAUGUGGAGCACAGAAACAAGGACGAGGAAGAACUGGAGAAGGAUGCCUGGCUUGCCAGCUCCAAAGAUGCGGUGGUGAGUGCGGCUGUGCGGCGAAAGAUCGAGGAGCAGCAGGCACGCGAAGCGGCUGCAGAGGCCGCGCCGGACAUGUCUGGCGCGCAGGCUGCCGCGCUCAAGCGCCAGAUUGCCGACCUGCUGCAGCCGGGGGAGACCGUCACAGAGGCCCUCAAACGGCUGCGGCCGCCCGCACCCAAGCCCGCCAGAAGAGGGAAGCAGCAGCGGCCGGCUCAGAAGGCGGAGAGGACGCCGGAGGAGGCGGCGGCGCUGGCGGCGUUUGAUGCAAUCACGGAGGCGGCCAGCGCGCUCAUGGACAGCGGCGAGCUGGACGUGUACAGCACAUGCCGCGAGGAGUUCCAGCGUGCGGCCGCCCUCUUCGCGCCAGCCGCAGACAUCUUCGCCGACGCGGACGGGGAUGACGACAUGUUCGGCGACGGAUUUGACACAAAGCAGGAAGACGCGGGGCCUUCUUCUGCUGGGCCCAGUGGCGUGAACGGGCAUGGGACUCCCAGCACAGUGGCAGCAGCAGCAGCCCCCAGCGCUACAGCUCCUGCAGAGCCGGCGAAGCAAGCAGCUGUGGAAGCUGCACCGCCUGCAGCAGCUCAGGCGAGUGGGCCGACAGUGGCAGCACAGGGUAAGGAAGCUGAGGCCGUGGACUACAGCCGCUGGCCGAUAAAGGAGCUGAAGCGGUUUUUGAUUGAGAGGGGUGCCGACCCCACUGGCAUCGUGGUGGAGAAGGAUGACCUUGUGGCAAAGGUGAGGGAGCUGGCAGAGAAGGGGCCAGAAGGCGAGGUGUCUGCACAGGCACCGGCCGGGUAUAUUCUUGAUCCGGGCAGCGGAUAUUUUUACAAUGCAGAGGCCGGCCUCUACUAUGACGUCAGCAGCGGCGGAUACUUCUCAAGCAGCACCAAUAAGUGGUACAGCCAUGAUGCACAGACUGGGCAGUACAAUGAGUGGCCUGCCUCUGCCAGCUGA